GACCGGGCCCGGGAGGGCAGGUAGACCCUGCAGAGUGGAGGCCCCAAGGUGGAGAGCGAUGAUUCCUCCUCAAGAGGCAUCCGCCCGGCGGCGGGAGAUCGAGGACAAACUGAAGCAGGAGGAGGAGACGCUGUCGUUCAUCCGUGACAGCCUGGAGAAGAGCGACCAGCUGACCAAGAACAUGGUGUCCAUCCUGUCCUCCUUCGAGAGCCGCCUCAUGAAGCUAGAAAACUCCAUCAUCCCGGUGCACACGCAGACCGAGAACCUGCAGCGGCUGCAGGAAAACGUGGAGAAGACGCUGGCCUGCCUGGACCACGUCAUCGGCUACUACCAUGUGGCCAGCGACACAGAGAAGACCAUCCGGGAGGGCCCCACGGGCAGGCUGGAGGAGUACCUGGGGAGCAUGGCCAGGAUCCAGAAGGCCGUGGAGUAUUUCCAGGACAACAGUCCAGACAGCCCGGAGCUCAACAAAGUGAAACUGCUGUUUGAGCGGGGCAAGGAGUCGCUCGAGUCAGAGUUCCGAAGCCUGAUGACCCGGCACAGCAAAGUGGUCUCCCCUGUGCUCAUCCUGGACCUGACCGGCGGCGACGACGAGCUGGAGGUGCAGGAGGAUGUGGCCCUGGAGCAGCUGCCCGAGAGCGUGCUGCAAGACGUGGUCCGAAUCGCCCGCUGGCUGGUGGAGUACGGCCGCAACCAAGACUUCAUGAAUGUCUACUACCAGAUCCGCUCCAGCCAGCUGGACCGUUCCAUCAGGGGCCUAAAGGAGCAUUUCCGGAAGAGCAGUUCCUCCUCGGGGGUCCCCUACUCCCCUGCCGUCCCCAACAAGAGGAAAGACACGCCCACCAAGAAGCCAGCCAAGCGGCCAGGGACGAUCCGGAAGGCUCAGCACCUUCUGAAACAGUAUUCCCAGCAUGGUCUAGAUGGGAAAAAGGGGGGCUCUAACCUCAUUCCUCUGGAAGGGCUUCUUCCCUGUACCCUGAGGGGCAGCCCCCCCAGCCCCUGGAUAAACGCUGCUUGUGUUUGUGCGGCCGACGUCUCGCUAGGUCACGAGCAUGAUUUCCGAGUUAAGCACCUGUCCGAGGCCCUGAACGACAAGCACGGGCCGCUGGCCGGGAGAGACGACGUGCUGGACGUGGAGACGGACGCCUACAUUCACUGUGUCAGCGCCUUCGUCAAGCUGGCCCAGAGCGAGUACCAGCUGCUGGCCGACAUCAUCCCAGAGCACCACCAGAAGAAGACCUUCGACUCCCUCAUCCAGGACGCACUGGACGGCUUGAUGCUCGAGGGGGAGAACAUCGUGUCAGCUGCACGCAAGGCCAUCAUCCGGCACGACUUCUCCACGGUGCUCACCGUCUUCCCCAUCCUGCGCCACCUCAAGCAGACCAAGCCCGAGUUCGAUCAGGUGCUCCAGGGCACGGCUGCCAGCACCAAGAACAAGCUGCCCAGCCUCAUCAGCUCCAUGGAGACAGUAGGAGCGAAAGCGCUGGAGGACUUUGCCGACAACAUCAAGAAUGACCCAGACAAGGAAUACAACAUGCCCAAGGAUGGCACAGUGCAUGAGCUCACAAGCAACGCCAUCCUCUUCCUGCAACAGCUUCUGGACUUCCAGGAGACCGCAGGUGCAAUGCUGGCCUCCCAAGAGACCAGCUCCUCUGCCACCAGCUACAGCUCCGAGUUCAGCAAGCGGCUGCUCAGCACCUACAUCUGCAAAGUCCUGGGAAACCUUCAGUUGAACUUGCUGAGCAAGUCCAAGGUGUACGAGGACCCCGCUCUGAGUGCCAUCUUCCUGCACAACAACUACAACUAUAUCCUCAAGGCCCUGGAGAAGUCGGAGCUGAUCCAGCUGGUGGCUGUGACCCAGAAGACCGCCGAGCGUUCCUACCGUGAGCACAUUGAGCAGCAGAUCCAGACCUACCAGCGCAGUUGGCUGAAGGUCAUCGACCACAUUGCGGACAAGAGCCUCCCUGUGCUGCAGCCAGGAGCCAAGCUCCGCGACAAGGAGCGGCAGAUGAUCAAGGAGAGAUUCAAGGGCUUCAACGACGGCCUUGAAGAACUGUGCAAGAUCCAGAAGGCCUGGGCUGUUCCGGACAUGGAGCAGCGGGACAAGAUCCGCCAGGCACAGAAAACCGUUGUCAAGGAGACCUACGCGGCCUUUCUGCACAGGUAUGGCAGCGUGCCCUUCACCAAGAACACGGACAAAUAUAUCAAGUACCGCGUGGAGCAGGUGGGCGACAUGAUCGACCGCCUCUUCGACACCUCGGCCUGAGCCUGCCGCCCCAGACUGGCUGCGUCCUUGGAUAGAUAAACCAGUGUUAACUUGACUCUGGGCCGGGUGAAGCUCAAGUCCUUUGACACAGACCUUUUACCAUGCCCCUGCGGAAGCGCAUCCCUAAGCCCUGUGGCCCUGACUUCUGUGCCAUGCUGGGACAGCAGGGCUACCUCUGACUUUGGGUUUUGUAACCUCCCCCCGACCCCGCACUGUACCCUCAGGGAGCACCCAAUGGCUGUGGAGCAGGAAAGGGGAGAGGAGGACGAAGGAGGUUCUCUGCCCUGCGCAGCCCGGCACACUGCUGGAAGCAUGAGGGAUGCGGCGGGGAUUCUGGCCCACCCUGUGCCAUCCAGCACUGGGGCCUCCUCCCUGGGGCCCAGCAUGGGGGUUGCAAGAAUGGUGGCCAUCAGUGGAAGU
Messenger RNA from Ochotona curzoniae (black-lipped pika), 2686 nucleotides. It is a transcript of the gene EXOC7, whose product is annotated as exocyst complex component 7. Gene Ontology annotation, cellular component: exocyst. The record is from RefSeq and is a predicted model, not a curated record. Gene Ontology annotation, biological process: exocytosis. NCBI's taxonomy places the organism in Eukaryota, Metazoa, Chordata, Mammalia, Lagomorpha, Ochotonidae. Bases 59 to 2266 code for a protein of 735 amino acids. The transcript has 20 exons. Gene Ontology annotation, molecular function: phosphatidylinositol-4,5-bisphosphate binding.